ACUUCUUUAAAAAUAAAAAGUUUUUUUUUUUUAAGGUUUGAUCAUUUAGCUGAAUUAAUUCGUAGGAUAAUCGAUCACCGACCAGAAAAUGUAAUUGAUUUUUUUGAAGAAUUUAGUCGAAACAUUAGGGAACAAAAACUGCGUACUGUAAAAGAUAUUAUUGAAAGUGCUCACGGAAUUUCGAAAAGAUUUUUUUUGGCUGAAUGUAUGCUAAGUUCAUUAGAUGUAAGUUACAUGAAAUUUAAUUUUAAUCUUAAGAAUAAAAAGAAGGGUUGAUUUUAAAGCGGGAUCUGUUUCUCGAUCUACUGAGCCGUUUCAAUUUAAAUUAUAUCACAAAUUUGUUUGAAAUUCAGUGAAAGUACCCUACUUUAAUACUUUAUUCAAAAUGAAAUUUUAUUUUACAGAUGUUUAAAAAAUUUGAAAUUUCGAACGAAGAAGAGAAAGAAAAUAAAAUACUUUCAUCGUUAACUAAGAAAGAGAGUAUUUUGGAAGUUCCAAUAACUAUGAAAGAAAGCAUUUUGGAAGUUCAAUUACAUUGGUCAUUAUGUGGGAUCGGUUUGGGCUUAGAGAUAUCUUUUCAGUUAGUUUGUGCUAUGCAAAGGUUGCUCUUAAACUCCAAAAUUAAAAACAUUCGUUUUUGGGGCAUGAUUUUUGGAUUACAUAAAUCUUACUAUAUUGUUGAGUGUGAUUUGUUGCAGUCAGAAAUUUUACUACGCCAAAGUGUAAUGCUCGCGAACUUAGACAAUCAGCGUAAUGAAUUCAUUAGACAUGAAAUUAUAGAAAAGAAGUUUUUAGGUGAUAUUAAUUUACUGAACUCACUUGUACCUGGACAAAAUUUUGAAACUAUUUAUAGAGAAAAAAUAUUAAAAAGUUGGAAAGAAAUAUCAAUAAAAAAAUGUUCACCGUUGCCAAAAUCAGAUAUAAAAAAAAAUGUGGAUGUCUCACCGGAAUUAAUAGGUCAAGGGUUGAAUGAAAAAACUUACUUUGUUGUAAAUAAUUUAACUGAUGAUUGGGUAGAGUUGCCAAUAGUUACCCCAAAGCAACUUACUGCUUCAAGAAAAAUAACAAAAUUUUUUACUGGAAAUUUAGGUGAAAAAAUAUAUUCAUAUCCAAAAUUUCCAGGAGUGGAAAAGCAUUAUUUGCGAUCAAUUAUUGCAAGAAUUACUGCUUCAACGUAUAUUGCUCCUAGAGGCUAUUAUCAACUUCAAACGAAAAAGUUUCCUGUAGAACCGGAAAGUGAAGAUGAAGAAGGAAAAGGAGAAGAAUACAAAGAAAAAAAUUGUCGAAAAUCAGUUUUAGUAAAAAAUGAGAAAUAUAUUUCGCCACGAAUAACGGAACUUCUAGCAAUAUGUUUUUGGGAGCACAUUAGACCAUCAAUUUUGGAACAUGGAAGAGUUGAUUGCAUAAAUGCAGAACAAUAUUUUAGAAAAACUAUCAAUUUUGUGAAAAAUGAAGAGGAAGCUAAGGAAAACUUAGAAGGAGACCCACCGCCUAUAUUUUUCAAAUGUGAAAAUGACACCAUAGUAGAACUAGCUUCACCAUGGACGAUCCGUUUAUCUUCGGUUCACAAUCGUAUUAAUCAACUGGCAAUAGCAAAGUCAAAUAUUUGGCCUGGUGCCUUUAAUUAUUUCUCGGGAAAUGUUUGUGAAUCAAUAUAUUUUGGAUGGGGUCAGAAAUACAUUUCGCGGAACUUCUCCCCUGAACAUGUCCCCCAAAUGCAAUAUGAAUGCACUUUUAACAUUCUUGAAGAAUCCGACCCUACACCAAUGAAAGAGGAAGACUGGGACUUGUCUCAUUUAUCGCUUACGGGUACUACCUGGCCUCUAAAAGAGAGUAAAUCAAAGAGUAAAGAGAGUAAAAGCUCUAAAAGAGAGUAAAUCAAUUUCUUAUAAAUAAAUUGAAUUUAAAUUUUUAUUGUGUAAGCUUUAUUAAAAUUAUAA
Condylostylus longicornis is the source of this 1940-nucleotide messenger RNA. RefSeq names its product radial spoke head protein 6 homolog A (gene Rsph4a). Gene Ontology annotation, cellular component: axoneme; radial spoke. NCBI's taxonomy places the organism in Eukaryota, Metazoa, Arthropoda, Insecta, Diptera, Dolichopodidae. The record is from RefSeq and is a predicted model, not a curated record. The coding region runs from base 405 to 1877 and encodes 490 amino acids. The transcript is spliced from 2 exons. Gene Ontology annotation, biological process: cilium assembly; cilium movement involved in cell motility; axoneme assembly.